CAAUUCAAAAACUGGAAAACAGCCAAGGGACAACAGCAAAGAUCAACUCAAAGAAGGUUGUUUCAUUUGUUUGUUUGUUCGUUUGGCAGUGGCGAAAAGAGUUGUAGUAGGGUGGCGACUAGAAGAGACCCAGAAGAGGAGGAGACGCGAGGAAGCCGUCUUCGGGUGUUCCUUUCGUCUUUUUUUGCCAGCCUCGGCGGAGUUUUAAGCCAGGUCGUAGAAAAAGAAGUAGAAGAAGGACAGGAGAUGGCUUCUACAGCGGUUGUUCCUCAGCGUGAAACCAAUGAAGAAGUGAAGCAGAAAAAUGCAAGAGCAGAUGGAAGGAACCGAAGAGUUCUUCAAGACAUUGGCAAUUUUGUGGAUGAACGAGCGCCACAAGGAAAGAAAUCAAUCACUGAAGGAAUUGCUGUUGCACAAGCAGUGAAAGGAGCCCAAAGGAAGGCAGCUGACAAGGCCGAGAAACCGAAACCCGAGGAUGUGAUAGUUAUAAGCUCUGAUGAAAAAAGUGAGAGAAGCAAACAUGUUAGCAAAAUACAAGGAUCUUCAAGGAAGCAAGUCAAAACCCUCACUUCAAUCCUCUCUGCUCGAAGCAAGGCUGUUUGUGGGCUUAUCAAUAGGCUUAAUGUUUCUAUUGAGGACAUUGAUGGAGCAGAUGCUGGAAAUGAGUUGGCUGUCACUGAGUAUGUUGAUGAUAUCUACAAGUUCUACAAGCUGACGGAAGAUGAAGGCCGAGUACGUGACUAUAUGGAUUUGCAGCCAGAUAUCAAUGCCAAGAUGAGAUCAAUCCUUGUCGACUGGUUGAUCGAAGUCCAUCGCAAAUUUGAGCUUAUGCCAGAAACAAUGUAUCUUACCAUGAAUAUUGUUGAUCGAUUUCUUUCAAUGAAGGUUGUACAAAGAAAGGAACUGCAAUUGGUAGGCAUUAGUGCAAUGCUCAUAGCAUGCAAGUAUGAAGAGAUUUGGGCACCAGAGGUCAAUGACUUUGUUUUCAUAUCAGACAAUGCUUAUGCUAGGGAGCAGGUAUUGGUCAUGGAGAAAACAAUUUUGAAUAAGUUAGAAUGGUACCUAACGGUUCCUACACCGUAUGUGUUCCUCGUCCGGUUCAUCAAAGCCUCUAUUCCAUCUGAUGAUAAGAUUGAGAAUUUGGCAUUUUACCUUGCUGAGCUUGGUCUGAUGCAAUACCCAACAGCAGUUAUGUAUUGUCCGUCAAUGUUAGCUGCUGCCGCGGUGUAUGCUGCGAGAUGCACUCUUGGGAAAAUCCCUCCGUGGAGUGAAACUCUGAUGCACCACACAGGCUACUCGGAAAACCAGCUAAUGGACUGUGCAAAACUCUUGGUUAAGUUCCACUUGACAGCUGCGGAAAGUAAACUCAAGGCAUUGUAUCGGAAAUUCUCAAGUCCGGAUCGCAAUGCCGUGGCGCUUCUUACACCAGCAAGAAGCCUUCUGCCGAUGCCAAUCCAUCAUGGAGAGUGAUUUACUAGGUUUUGAAGUAGGAUUGAUUCGAUCAUGAUUCUUUUAUGAUCUUUUGAAGUAGGAUUUGACUCAAGUGUGAU
Molecule: messenger RNA, 1550 nt
Organism: Hibiscus syriacus
Lineage: Eukaryota; Viridiplantae; Streptophyta; Magnoliopsida; Malvales; Malvaceae
Product: G2/mitotic-specific cyclin S13-7-like
Exons: 9
Coding region: 247-1470 (407 amino acids)
Biological process (GO): mitotic cell cycle phase transition; regulation of cyclin-dependent protein serine/threonine kinase activity
Cellular component (GO): centrosome; cyclin-dependent protein kinase holoenzyme complex; nucleus
Molecular function (GO): cyclin-dependent protein serine/threonine kinase regulator activity
Source: RefSeq, a predicted model, not a curated record